CCACCCGCCACCUACGCGACUGCACACGAUAGAGCAUACAGCCACUGCAGAGGGGAGCAUCACCUGACCUAGCUCCUACCUGAGACGAGCUACCGCAAAGCUACGGUCGCAUCGCAACCAUACACCUCGACAUCCUAAACACACUCCUGCCCUCGCACUAGACUGCUUACCUUCAUUAUGGCUGCCUCUGCUUCUGCAUCCUCCUCUGCCCUCGUCUUCGCGGCAGACAUGGCAGGCUUCGAGGCUCGUCUAGCCUCCUUCGAAGCAGCUCCUCUAGCCUCGUCCUCCUCAUCUGCAUCGCUCAAGAGUCGCAAGGCUUCGUCAUCCUCAUCCUCGCAACGGUGGCCUCACCCAUCCGCAACCGGCCCACUCUCCAAGCGCUACCCCUCCGCCGACAAGCUCGCCCGGCUGGGACUCUACUUCUCUCCCACCGCAAAGAAGGCCGAUCGCGUCGUCUCGUACAUAGAUGGCGUAGCCCUCUCAGACUUCUCGCAGGGAGAUGUCGCAGAAGAUCGCCUGAGGGCUAUACAGCCGGACAAUCCCUGGCUGCUGAUAUAUCAAAGUCGCGAUGCCGGCGAGGAGCUCGAGGGAGGCGUGUACGAGUACGAAGAAGAGCGACUACUGCCAGAUGGACAAAGUCUGAUCGAGGCCAGGAGAGCGACCUUCGGCAAUGGCUGGCCUCAUGAUGGCAAAAAGGGCUGGAAGUGUUCUUCCCAAAAGCUGGCACAGGCCGGCUUCCAUUAUGAGCCGACGGAGGAGGAUCAGGACAAUGCCAGCUGCAUAUACUGUGGGAGAACGCUGAGCGGUUGGGAGAAGAGCGAUGAUCCGGUUCAUGAGCAUGUGCGGAAGAAGCCAGAAUGUCCUGUGUUCAAUUCCUCGCUAAAAGCAAGUCAAUCAGCGGGCAAGGACACAAGCGAUAGCGCUAAAGCUGCCGAGACCACAAAAGACAAGCAGACGACAAAGAAGGGGCGAUCCAAGCAAGCGACCUCAAGAUCGAGAGCUACAACGGACGUCAGCGAGGCGGAGAGCGAGGCUGAGGCCCAAAUAUGGCAAGGUCAGCCGAAGGCCGUUGAGGACGAGGACGAAGCAAGCACGUCCGAUAAGCCUACACGACCCUCACGCCGCGCUGCAACAACGGCCCGCACAGCAUCUGCGAGCACGAAGAAUAGCAAGACAACUGCUCGGAGCGCAUGCCGGAGUCAGAAGAACGAUGGCGUGGCAGAGGACUCCGGGGUAGAGCAAGCGUCAGAGGCCGAAUUAGGGGACACUGAAGUUGAAGAAGAGGUGGAGGUGCCGAAGCGAAGAGGGGGAAAAACAACGAAAGCUGCCAAGAAGGCGCCCGCGAAAGGGACGAAGGCGACGGCUAGCCGGCAGGCCAAGGGAAAGGCGGCGGUCACGGAGGAUGCAAUGUCGGCGUCUGAGGUGUCUGCACCCCCGACGGAGGAUGAAGGCGAAGGUCAGGCCGAGGAAGAGGAGGCUGCUCCCACAACUCGUGCUCGGUCGACGCGAGCCAAGAAGACCGCAGCCGCUCCGGCCCCUAUACGAGCGACCAGAGCCACCAGGUCGACCAGGUCCAAGGACGCCGCUCAGAGUGCAUCAGAGAUAAGUCAAUCGGACGCAGAGGAGGUGGCUGAAGCCGUCGCAGCCAUGGAUGAAGAUCUGCCUACAGCUGCUACUGAGGGAGGGGAGGAGACCAUCGUACAUCACGAUGAGACAGCCCCAGCUGCCGAGACGCCGGCCCUCGAGGAACCCCAAUCCGAAGCUGAUCAGACAGCUACCGAUGCCAAAGCUGCCUCGUCGAGCAAGUCUUCCGUCUCGAGCAACAAUCGUCAGGCGCAACAAGUGGCAGAGGGAGAAGGUGACGCUGAUGUCGAAGUUGUCAUUAGCUCAACACGGCCGUCCAGAUCCGUCUCGGGUACACGUCAGAGAGUGGCAAGCAGCAAGUCACAAAAGCAGCCUUCGUCGUCGCAGCAAGAUGAUGCAGACGGCGCUAACGGUCAGUCCGAAAUCGUUGGGCCAAUUGAGCCGCCCACGCCUGCUAUGCCGUCCUCUUCGGCUUCUAUCAAGUCGAAGAAGGCCUCUAUUGAGGAGAGACCUGCUGCCUCUGCCAUCAACAGUAGCAACGGUGGCAGCAGUCAGUCCCAAUCGGCCUCGGUGGCAACUGAUCCGUCGCAGAGAUCGGACGGCAGAGCGCAUCUGGGCCUAGCUCCUGCCCAGAUGCCCUCCUCUAGCGACGACAAGCAAGCCUCAACCAGUGGCAAGGGUCGCGUCUUCUCGCCUCUGCCCGCAAGAGCUACCAGGACUGCCAGUCGGACCAAGACGUCGUCUUCCUCCUCGGAAGCCCCAAUGUCUCAACAAGCCCCUUCUGAUCCAAGCGAUGGAGCAGAAGAUGCCAUCUCACCUCUCGCUCAACCCAACGGGACUGCAGCAGCGACUGCCCCAGCAGCGUAUCAAAUUCCGUCCUCUUUCCCACCUCCGUCCAUCCUCGCGCCUACAUCCUCUCUCCCCCCUGCUUUGCUAAGCGAAGGCUCCACCAAGGCCAAUCUGACUGUGCAAGCCUACCUUGCAAGUCAGAUCGACGAGGCGGUUGAGGAGAUGCGCAAAUUGGGCGAGGAGAAGAUUCGUGAGGUGGAGAGGGGGAUGAAGGCGCGAAGAGAGGAGAUUGAGGGAGUCCUGAGGGGGACGGUCGAGUGAGAGUAGUGCUCGAGUUGAUUCGUCGGCGCACUGAAGGAGAGAUCUCGGAACUGAGUUGUAUGAAUAGACUCGGAGGAAGUAUGAAGGGGGGGUAUCCUAUCGCAUGUACGUGUACAUCAUCAUCCUCAUCCACAAAAGCGACAUCAUUCCCCAGUAGUCUCUUCAGCGCAUCCAAGGGGCGGCCAUUAGCUCUCCGGCCGCUCCUCUACUCGACCCUCACCAAGAUCGAGCCAGAGUAAUUCUCUAUCUUUUCCCAAUCCCAACUGCACAGAAGCUCCCUUCUCAUGGAAGCGCCACUCGUGUCUUGCCUCCUCCAUACCCCCUCCGGAUUCCUGA
Molecule: messenger RNA, 3030 nt
Organism: Microstroma glucosiphilum
Lineage: Eukaryota; Fungi; Basidiomycota; Exobasidiomycetes; Microstromatales; Microstromataceae
Exons: 1
Coding region: 178-2694 (838 amino acids)
Source: RefSeq, a predicted model, not a curated record